Molecule: messenger RNA, 1865 nt
Organism: Lymnaea stagnalis (great pond snail)
Lineage: Eukaryota; Metazoa; Mollusca; Gastropoda; Lymnaeidae
Source: the annotation of a GenBank genome assembly
AACAACAGCCUGCAGGUCUACAGCCUAGGUCGACCAAAAGUUGUAAACCAUGCCAUCCGACAUAUCGGUGAGAGAGCCCUCUAAGUCAAGUAGUUAACCUAGGCGCUAUGUUACAUUAUUUGCAAUCUUGCUGGGGCACUUGCGAUGAGAGUUUUACUAUUUUUUGCAAGUUUAAUUAGAUUUACAUACCAGAAGAAAUGCUGUGGUCAAAAAAGUUUUGAAAAAUUCGGGGUUCAUUAGCAUCUUGAAUGUUGUGAUCAGAAUGAGUAACAGAUAUGAAACUUGUUUUGCCAUGUCAGUCUGUUUUGUGUUAAUUCAGUCAGAUAUUCUCUCAGAUAUUGUGACCUGUUUGGCCUUGGACAACUGUGGCAGGCAUUUGGUGUCAGGAUCAAGGGACACAACUUGCAUGAUUAUAGAGAUAACACAGCAGGUAAUUUGAGGAAGUAUUUUGAAGCUUCAGCUUGACUCAUUUUUUUAAAAAAAGGGAAUUGAAAACUUUUAUUUUUAAAAAUCUGUUUGGAUGGAUGGAUGCUUGGAUAUGUGGCCGGAUACUUGGAUGGGUGGGUGGAUGCUUGGAUGGUUGCUCGGAUGGGUGGGUGGGUGAUUGGGUGGGUGGGUGCUUAGAUGAGUGAGUGGAUGCUUGGAUGGAUGCUUGUAUGGGUGCUUGGAUAGUUGCUUGGGUGGGAAGGGGUGGGUGUGUUACAAGGGUGAUAACUUGUUGUUUAGUGUGUAUGUCUUUAAGUUCGUUCAUGGCUUUUAUAAAUGUACACAAGUUCAAAGAUUGGCCAAAUUUUGUCAUGUGAAAAUGUCACUGCUACAGGCUGGAGUAAGUGUGAACUUGAACCCCAAGCCACUGCAGACGUUAUACGGACAUGACUCAGAAAUGACAGCCAUUCACAUAUCUACAGAGCAGGAUCUGUUUGUCUUAGCAUUAAAGGUACCACGACAAUGUUCUCCCUUGUGCUAUUAUUACGAUGCUCUAAUUCAGUGGUUUCCAACUUUUUUGACUUGUUGGGCCCUUUUUAGAAUCAAUAUUUCUAUGGUUGAGCCUAGUAGGCCUACGCUGUUUCAACUACAGUUUCAUUUAACUUUUAUUUAUUUAUUUUGUUGAGCAGCCUCUGAAAUUUGUACAGUUAGUACUUAGGGCUCUGCUGAGCAUAGAUGCCACAAUAAACUCAACAUAGUUACUUCAAUAAAUUCAAUAUAGUUACUUCAAUGAACUCAACAUAGUUACUUCAAUAACAUUACAUCAAUAAACUCAAAAUAGGUUACUUCAAUAAACUCAGCACAAUUUCUUUGAAUUUUCAAGACCUUUUCAUAUUUUCCCAGGAUGGAACGGUCAUUCUCCACACUGUACUGAAAGGUAUACCAUGAUCUUGAGAGCACCAUCGCAGCUUGGCUAGACACUGGACAUCCCUCUGAUAUCUGUCUCGGACACUGGUCAGAUUGUGCUGUACUGCUGGAGAUGGAGAAGCAGGUAGGGGAGGGAAGAGAGAGACAGCAGGUUGGUGCUUAAUAGUGUGCUUGUGAAUGACCACCGGAGGGAAACUUUUCCAGAAACAAAUACAUUUGUUUCUACUUGUUUUGAUGCCAAGAAAUACUUUGCCUUCUAUAUGUAUUUACUUGUUUGGUUCCAGGAAAAUCUUUGCCUUCCAUAAUUUAUCUGUUCCAAGAAUGAAUCAGUGUUCUUUAUGUGUUUACUUGUUUAUUUCCAGGAAAGACUUUGCCUCCAUUUGUAUUCAGUCAAUGGCAAACAUUUGUUCAGUGAACCACUCAAGUACAGCCUGGGAGACUUGUGCAUGUCUGGGGAUCAUCUAAUCCUGGGCAACAUGGCGGGUCAACUCGUUGUUAUGGAGAUCUUUGGG